ACGCCAGGACCAUUACUCUGAUUGCAUCCACCGUCUUCCUCUCGCGCCUUCUUAUCACCAGCUACUGAGCAUCGAUUGUUCUGGGCGAUGCCCUACGCCUCUGCAAGGGACAAGGGUAAAGCUCGCGCUAUACAGCCUCUGCAACGGCCAGAAGAGUCUGCGACAUCCCCCAGCAGUCACGCCGCCAGCUCUCGCGUUCAUCCUUAUCCGCAUCCGCACCCUCCUCUUCCACCCCAACAACCUCACAUGACGAUGCCACUCUCACCACCAAAGACUUCCCCUUCUCCUCCUGGCUUACCUCCUUUUCCGGGAGAAGAGCCAAAUGACGUCUUCAGCCAGGCAGGACCUUCUCGCCGGCCCAUGGAGCACGCGCCGGCGAUCAGAGGACCCCCAAUCGAUGUAGAUGCUGUAGAGACAUCGUCUACACCUGUAGAGGUGGAUCUGGUGGUACAGUGCAAGGCCUGUAGGACCAUCGUAGGGGAUUCGUCUGCAUACGUUGCUGCGAGGAAGGAUCUAGGCCUUCUUGUUCUAUCCAGCGUAGCUCAGCAUGUGGUCUUGUCCAAUACUCCAUCUACGGCUCAGGAUCCGGAUCUCAACAGUCUGUACAUGCCCUUGGAGAUCACGUGUGGAUCAUGCGGUAGUCCUCUGGGGAAAGUGUAUAGGAUGACCGCUGCUGGAUUAGAUGAGUUGAGGGAUGGGUACAGCUUUGAAAGGGAUCGUAUCUCUGUGUGAGUAUGCGUGUAAGACAUCGAUCUGCAUAGUCCCGGAUACUCAUCCGAUCGAGUCAUCGUUCGCUUCUGAUCUUGCAGAUAUCAGCUGGGUACCGGCGUUCGCUCGUCCACGCUGGCGCCUCUACAUCCUGAUCGGCAGGCCAAUCAGAGAGAUCAAGACUGGCGGCGGGGACCCACU
Molecule: messenger RNA, 909 nt
Organism: Microstroma glucosiphilum
Lineage: Eukaryota; Fungi; Basidiomycota; Exobasidiomycetes; Microstromatales; Microstromataceae
Exons: 2
Coding region: 88-732 (214 amino acids)
Biological process (GO): CENP-A containing chromatin assembly; chromosome segregation
Cellular component (GO): nucleus; chromosome, centromeric region; chromatin
Source: RefSeq, a predicted model, not a curated record